Molecule: messenger RNA, 1641 nt
Organism: Aspergillus affinis
Lineage: Eukaryota; Fungi; Ascomycota; Eurotiomycetes; Eurotiales; Aspergillaceae
Product: putative GABA permease
Exons: 5
Coding region: 1-1641 (546 amino acids)
Biological process (GO): transmembrane transport
Cellular component (GO): membrane
Molecular function (GO): transmembrane transporter activity
Source: RefSeq, a predicted model, not a curated record
AUGGCAGAUACUACGGUGAAGGGUGCCCAUGUGCAAAACGAGGAGCAGCUUGUCACAUCGACAGGAUUUCAUCAGCUAGAGCUAGAAGGCAGUGGGAAAGAAGACACCGAACAUGGCACGGGCUAUGAUCAGGAUGAUAUGACGCGCAUGGGGAAAUCCCAAGAGUUUAAGAGAAACCUCCGACCAUUAGCUGCUCUAAGUUUCGCUUCGGUCCUUCAAGCUACUUGGGAGUUCAUUUUGAUAUCGAAUUACGAAGGUCUUUUGGAUGGCGGACUGGCGGGUCUCUUUUGGACAUAUGUUUGGACCUUUGUCGGAUUUGGAUUCAUUAUCGUCUCGCUAUCCGAGAUGGCGUCCAUGGCACCCACGUCUGGUGGACAAUACCACUGGGUGUCGGAGUUUGCGUCGCCACGGUAUCAGAAGUUCCUCAGUUAUAUCACCGGUUGGAUGUCUGUCCUGGCUUGGCAAGCUGGUGCAGCCUCUGGGUCGUUCCUGACAGGAACCAUCAUCCAGGGGCUCAUCAGUGUGCGUAACCCGGACUACGAUCCUCAAAGAUGGCAAGGCACUCUGUUCGUGUUUGCGAUGAUUGCCAUCAUCUACUUCUUCAACGUCUACGCAGCAAGCUGGAUGCCUCGUAUCCAGAACCUGCUCCUAGCCCUUCACGUUCUCUGCUGGGUCGUGGUCAUCGUCGUCCUCUGGGCCAUGGCGCCGCGCCAGCCCGCAAAGACCGUCUUCACCGAAUUCAGCACUCUGGGGGGGUGGAACAAUGUUGGUGUAGCCUUGAUGAUCGGCCAGAUCUCCGCCAUCUACGGGUCGCUCAGCUCUGACGCAACCGCACACAUGUCCGAGGAAGUGCGCGAUGCCGGCCGCUACGUCCCCAUUGCCAUCGCCUGGGGUUAUUUCAGCAACGGGAUCAUGGCCCUGGUGCUCAUCAUCACUCUCCUCUUCGCCAUGCCAUCCGUGCAAGCCGCACUUGACGACCCAACUGGCUUCCCCUUCAUCUACGUCUUCGCGCAAGCCGUCCCCCAGGCCGGCGUGAACGGCCUCACAGCCAUCAUCCUGAUCCCCGUGAUCUUCAGUAACAUCCUCUUCAACGCCUCCACCGCCCGCCAGACCUACGCCUUCGCGCGUGACAAGGGCCUCCCCUUCUCCAACUGGAUCUGCACCGUCAACACCCGCCGCAAACUCCCCGUGAACGCGAUCGGCCUGUCCUGCGUCAUUUCCGGCCUUCUCUCGCUCAUCAACAUCGGCUCCGAAACGGCCUUCAAUGCCAUUAUCUCGCUCAACGUCGCUGCCCUCAUGUGGACCUACGCUGUCUCUAUCACCUGCGUAAUGUGGCGUAGAAUCUUCCACCCCGAGACACUCCCCACGCGGCGCUGGAGUCUCGGUCGGCACGGAGUGUGGGUCAAUUUCGUGGCGCUCUUGUAUACGCUGUUUGCCCUGUUUUGGUCCUUCUGGCCGACGGAGGUUCCAGUGACGUUGGAUAAUUUUAAUUGGAGCGUGGUGUUGUUUGGAGGGAUCUUCAUUAUCAGUUUGGUGAUGUAUGUCCUGGUUGGGAGGAAGGUUUAUGAGGGCCCGGUUGUGGAUGUGAAAAGGGCUGAGAUGGAAAACUUGACUGGUUUGAGAGAUGGAGAAAAGGGGUAA